GAAAACCUUUGACCUCAUGGAGAAAAGGAUGAAGCCAAAUGCUUAUGUUAAAUUAGCAAAGCAACAAGCAUCACUUCAGAGUGAUGACAUCAUCGUUUGUGUGUGAAAUAAAAACACCUGUCAGAUUUUGAGCACUUCUCACUUCUCACUGUCUGCCUCUGGGUAGGAGGGGUCUGGUUAGGUUUAAAACUCCAGCUUUUGUGACUUCUUGAUUAUUCCUCUCUACAAGAGUCAAGACAGAAGUCAGACCACCAGAGCAAGAAUUUUAGCUGAGGAAGCGUCUGCGAUUUGAAGCGAAACGUCCUCGCGUCAAGCAACCCAGUCCAGUCGAAGAUUCAAGCUUUUUCUACUAUUCUCACUGAAACGCAACACGUGCUGUUGUGACGUCACUGAACCACAAAUUAAAGCUGCUGCUUCCUGAAUUAUUUUCAAAAUAAAGGUGUAAUUGGGAAUUAUUCAUUCAGCGUUUUUCACCUUUUUUAUAAUUAGUUCUUGUGAGGUGUCGUUUUAGAUCUUCUUGUAUCAUUUUCUUUAUAUUUUAAAAUGUCUCCAGUUAAAGAAGCAUGAAAUGGAAAAAUAUAUCAAAUUAUAUCUCCAGGUGAUUUUAAAUUGGUCAUUUGGAGAAAAAGACGAAAACGACGUUUUCCAGUUUGUGUUUUUGGUGGUUGGUUCAGACAGCAGAGUGAUCCAUCUCACCGCGCUCUGAUCACUGGGCGCUGACGUCACGCUCUGCUUGGCGCAUGCGCAGUCAUAAUGCGGUCAGGUUGCUGAGACCGUGUGCUGUGUUUAAAGUCCGUGUUUUUAAUUUACAUUCCGUGAUUUUAAUUUACAGUCUGCGUUGAAUCGUGACGCGCUAUUAUAGAGGGCUUUCUCCUCCUCGACAUCCUCCUGGACCUGCCACAGGGUUCUUGCUCAGUUCAGGGUUCCACUUUUGAUCUCCUGUGUUCAGAUUCCGGUCUGUUGCUGAGCUUGUUGCAGGAUAAAGAAGAAGCAGCUGAUGAAGCACUCACGGAUGUUUUGAUAGAAUGCAGCGUGCCGACGUGAAGGACCAACCUGCAGCCUACGAACGGCUUGUUUUAAAGAACGCCUCCACCUAUCACUACCUGAAGAUCUGCCUCGUUCUGGAGGACGCGGCUACCAGACUGAGCGCCGUCGAACUGAAGCUGUUCAUCACUACCGGCCUGAGGAACCUGUACGGAGAGGUUGGAGCAGCGCUGCCGUUUGACCUGCUGAAGUAUGAUGAAGAAUCCCGCAUUGGUUUUCUCCGCGUCUACAGCAGUGGUUUGGUGAAGCUAUGGAGCUCCCUAACACUGCUGGGGUUCUAUCAGAACCAGUCCUGUGCCUUCAGAGUGCUGCAGGUGUCUCCGUUCCUUUUGGCGCUGACAGGAAACAGUCGUGAGCUGAAGCUGGACUAACGGAGCCGUAGCUCAUGCUAACAGAAGAUUAUUGGAGGCUAACAAUGUGGAGGAACGCCUUCCGGAUACCGUCU
Messenger RNA from Thalassophryne amazonica, 1489 nucleotides. It is a transcript of the gene rpp14, whose product is annotated as ribonuclease P/MRP 14 subunit. The coding region runs from base 1026 to 1415 and encodes 129 amino acids. NCBI's taxonomy places the organism in Eukaryota, Metazoa, Chordata, Actinopteri, Batrachoidiformes, Batrachoididae. The transcript has 7 exons. The record is from RefSeq and is a predicted model, not a curated record. Gene Ontology annotation, biological process: tRNA 5'-leader removal. Gene Ontology annotation, cellular component: ribonuclease P complex.